UCGCUAACCUCAAAAAAACAAAAAACAAUCAAAACUGUAAACAAUUUUGUGUAAUUUUUGGACGCGAAAAGUUCGUUAAUGUCUGCAAUUUUGAUCAUAAGUUUUGUGUUAAUUCCGUUUGUUUCGUGUAUUGGACGGCUAAUUUAAUAUCUAAUUUAGUUCGUUAGCAUUAGAAUAAUACCUGCGAGACUAAUCGACAAUCAAGAUGAGUAAAAACAAGCGCCGCUCUGGUGGAGCGGCGGAUCAAGCUCCAGCCCAACAACCGCCGGCCGAAGCCAUGGAAGUUGAUAUCGACGAUGACGCGAACCUUUCCGAAGAUGAGGAAGGAGGAACCCGUGUCGGAGGAAUCUAUAUUCCGCCGCCAGUUCCGCCGUACUGUUCAACAGAAUGCAAAGGGCCGCGGCUAAUCAUCACGCACAUAUCGAACUACAAUUUUAAAAGUUACGCCGGACAAGUGAUGCUGGGUCCGUUCCAUCAGCGUUUUUCGGCGAUUAUUGGUCCAAAUGGAAGCGGCAAGAGUAACGUGAUCGACUCGAUGCUCUUCGUGUUCGGUUACCGAGCGCAGAAGAUUCGCUCGAAAAAGUUGUCCGUUUUGUUGCACAGUUCCUCGAAGCAUCCAAACACGAACAGUUGCACAGUGGGCGUGCAUUUUAAGCAAAUUAUUGACAAGGAGGAUGGAUCGUUUGAGUCGGUCCCGAAUUCGGAAUUUGUCGUGGCCCGUACAGCGUUUCGGGAUAAUUCUUCGUAUUAUACGGUGGACAAUAAGAAAAUGCAUUUUAAGGAGGUGUCGAAGCUGCUGAAGCAGCAUGGAAUUGAUUUGGACCACAACCGAUUCCUAAUUCUGCAGGGUGAAGUGGAGUCGAUUUCGAUGAUGAAGCCGAAAGCUCAGACGGAGAACGAUUGUGGCCUUUUGGAGUACUUGGAGGAUAUCGUCGGAACGACGAGAUACAAACAACCGUUGGUAAAGAUUAAUGAAAGGGUGGAGAUGUUGAAUGAGGAACGAACGGAGAAGCAUAACCGCUGCAAGUUGGCCGAACGGGAAAUGAAGGACCUUGAAAAGCCAAUGCACGAAGCGGUGGAGUAUUUGAAGCUGGAAAAUUCUCUUACAAGGACGAAAAAUCAGCAAAUCCAAAAGUAUAUCAGCGAGCAGAAGAAAAAGAUUUCUGAGCUGGAGGUGGAACGUGAACAGGCGGGAGGAAUUCUCAAGAAGCACGAUGAAACGUAUGAGGCUUUGAAGAAAGAACGGAUCGAGAAGGAGCAACUCGUGAAAGAGGAAAUCAAACAGUAUGAUGGGUUGGUCAAAAAUAAAGACGACAAGGAAGCAGCCCUGAAGGCGUCUUUGGCCAAAUAUACGAAAGUUCAAGCCAACAUGAAAGCCACCAACGAUCGGCGAAAGAAAACUAAGGAUCAAAUUGAAUCGGAAAAGAAGAAACUGUUGGAACUGAAAACAAUCCCAGAAAAGAACGCCAAGGAAAUCACGGAAUCUGAAAAAAAGAUUGAAUCGCUGACCAAACAAAAAUCGGAUAUUGAAACCAAGCUAACGGCAAAUCUUGCUACGUUGAAAGACGAAACUAAAGUCCUUUUGGAAGAGAAAGAAAAAUUUCAAACGGAACUGAUAGAUCUGAAAAAAGCGGUGGAUGAUUCCAAAUCUGCCCUGUCUCUGGCCGAAUCGGAGCUGAAAAUCUGCCAGCACAAUGAAACAACUGAAAAACGGAAGCUCGAAACCCUCAAAUAUUCAUACGAAGACUCAAACAAAAGCUAUGAGGAGAAGCGAGCUCGCUUGCAGGAACUGGAGCAGAAUCUUCCACAACUACGAACGGAUUUGCAGUCCGCCAAAGUAAAACUACAGGAAAAUGUUACCGAAGAAAAGGAUCUUCGGUCCCAGUUACGUACGGUCCAGGGUAAGUUACAGGAAUCGAUGCAAGCCAUGCAGUCCACCCGAUCUCAGGGUAAAGUGCUCGACGCGCUGAUGAAGCAGAAGAACGAAGGACGCAUCCCCGGCAUUUUGGGACGGCUGGGUAACUUGGGCGGAAUUGAUUCCAAGUACGACGUAGCCAUUUCCACCUGCUGCGGUCAUUUGGAUUUUAUCGUGGUGGAAACGGUCAAUACGGCUCAGGCGUGCAUCGACUAUCUGAAAAAGACCGAUAUUGGACGGGGAUCGUUCAUCGCUUUGGAGAAAAUUCAACAAUACCAGCAGUAUUGUCAUCGGCAGAUUCAAACCCCGGAAAACGUGCCCCGUCUUUUCGAUCUGGUGCGCGUCGAGGAUGAACGAGUUCUGCCAGCGUUCUAUUUUGCUCUUCGCGACACCCUCGUUUCGGAGAAUCUCGACCAAGGUCAACGAAUUGCAUACGGUGCCAAACGGUACCGUGUAGUGACGCUGGGUGGGGAUGUCAUCGAAACAUCUGGAACGAUGUCCGGUGGUGGUCGCUCGAUGCAACGCGGUCGCAUGGGCACCAAAGUCCAAACCAAAACAUCCGCCUCGGACACUCCCAAGUCCAACAAGGAGCUGGAGCAUUUGCAAGUUCGAGCUCAGGAAAUUCAAUCGCAGAUUAACUACCUGCAGGAACAACAGGGAGAACUGGAACAGCAGAUCCAACGAAUGUCUUCCCAACUGAAGAACCAAGAAAACGAAGUCAAGCGUCUGAAGAUGGACGUGGCCAGUUUGGCCGAACAGUUACCACGCCUGAAGGAUCAGGUCGAACGGCAACAAGAAAGGGUAUCGCAAACGCAUUCUGACCCGGAAAGAGUCCGAGCGCUGGAGGCACAGGUAACGGAAUGCAAGAAGGUGCAUAAGACCAGCAGUGAUGCGGCGAAUGAGAUUCAAACUCAGGCGGACGAGAUAACCAAAAAAAUUAACGAAAUCACCAACAGCAAGGUGAAGGACCUCCAGACCAAAAUCAACAACUUGACCAAGCAGAUCGACAAGCUCACGGCAAACAUUUCCAAACUGACCGUCGAGGUCAAAACUUCCGAAAGAAACGUUAAGAAAACCGAAGACAAAAUCGCUAACAUGGAAGAGGAAGUGGUUGCUGCGGAGCAAGCCAUUCGCAGCGGAUGUGACGAGCGGGAUGCGCUGGAAAAGGAGGCCAGCGAUCUGAAGCAGGAAAUCGACGAACUGAAGGUGGAGAUCGAAAAGGCCCACGACGGAUCGUCGAGCAUCAAGAAGGAGAUCGUCGCCAUCCAGAAGAAGGAAGCCGAAGGCAAAAUGAAACGGUUGGAAUUCGAGCAGAUCCUGCAGUCGAUCGAGAAGAAGCUGAGCGAAGUGAAGGACACAAUCCCCCACUGGAAGAAUAAGCUAAAGCCACUGAAACUGCACGAAAUUCCCGGCGAACCUACCCCGGAGCCUUUGAAAGAGUACACCGAAGAGGAGCUCAACAGCUACAAGCUUUCCGAUCUGCAGUACCAGUUCUCCAUUCAGGAGGAAAAAUUGAACGCCAGCAAACCGAAUCUCUCCGUCAUUGAGGAGUUCAUGAAAAAGCAGGAAGCCUAUCUGCAGCGUGUGGCCAUCCUGGAGGAGAUCACCGCGAAGCGAAACGAGAUGCGUCAGCUGUAUGACGACGUGCGGAAAAAACGCUUCACCGAGUUUAUGCAGGGAUUCCACAUCAUCACGAAGAAGCUGAAGGAAAUGUACCAGAUGAUCACGUUGGGCGGUGACGCCGAGCUGGAGUUGGUCGACUCGAUGGAUCCUUUUAACGAGGGCAUCGUGUUUAGCGUUCGACCGCCGAAGAAGUCCUGGAAGAUGAUCUCCAACCUGUCUGGAGGCGAGAAAACUCUUUCGUCGUUGGCGCUUGUGUUUGCACUGCACUAUUAUAAGCCUUCUCCGCUGUACGUGAUGGACGAGAUCGAUGCGGCAUUGGACUUCAAAAACGUGUCCAUCGUGGCUCACUACAUCAAGGAGCGAACAAAAAAUGCCCAAUUCGUGAUUAUUUCCCUGCGCUCGAACAUGUUUGAACUGUCCGAUUAUCUGGUGGGAAUCUACAAAGUAACCGACUGCACCAACUCGGUGACGAUCCAGAACGAUCCACCCAAGUUCCAUUCGGCUACUCAGCAGCAGUCGCAAUCUUUCUUCGAUCCGAACUCCAGCCUAAAGUCGGACUCGGGGCUCGAUCAAACCAAGACGGAAAAGUUGGAAUCGGAAAAAUCCCCUACGCAAAGUGACUCACAGAAGGAGAACGUGCCGGAGCCGGCUCAAGCGGCCUCGAUUUCCCAGCAACCGAUGGAGGUUUCGGUCGAGGCAAACUAAAGAUAAGUUAUUGUAAUCUAUUGAGGUAUUUCUAUGUUUGUAUUCAUUUCAUUUUCAUUGAACAACAUUGACUAUUAUUACGUGUGUGCUAGUUAUAGGGUGAGAUAGUUUCACAUUUCUACAAAGAAUUAACGACAUUUUGUGUGACAAAGCACAUAUUGAAAA
This is a messenger RNA of Armigeres subalbatus, 4408 nucleotides long. It is a transcript of the gene glu, whose product is annotated as structural maintenance of chromosomes protein 4. Gene Ontology annotation, biological process: mitotic chromosome condensation. The transcript is spliced from 5 exons. Gene Ontology annotation, cellular component: chromosome; condensin complex. The coding region runs from base 206 to 4243 and encodes 1345 amino acids. The record is from RefSeq and is a predicted model, not a curated record. NCBI's taxonomy places the organism in Eukaryota, Metazoa, Arthropoda, Insecta, Diptera, Culicidae. Gene Ontology annotation, molecular function: protein binding; ATP hydrolysis activity; ATP binding.